Neurospora hispaniola is the source of this 1602-nucleotide messenger RNA. RefSeq lists its product as uncharacterized. The record is from RefSeq and is a predicted model, not a curated record. Bases 1 to 1602 code for a protein of 533 amino acids. NCBI's taxonomy places the organism in Eukaryota, Fungi, Ascomycota, Sordariomycetes, Sordariales, Sordariaceae. The transcript has 2 exons.
AUGGCGAUACCACCUGUGAUCCCAGCGUUGCUGGGCACAGUAGCCGUCUUUGCGACAACGGCUAUAUUUGUUAUUCACAUCAUCCUGGCCAGGUCAUUGGCCCAGGAGACUUCUUCGUCAGUCAAGACGACAACCAUCGUCGCCGCGGUGUUUGAGGGCUUGGCCCUUUUCACAACAAGUUUCCAACUCAUCUCAGGUUGCGUGGCUUCACGCUUGGUUAGGAGGUUCAACGGGGCAUUGUUUGGGGCUGGACUUAUUGUGUGCUCGGUGGCUGCUGCGCUGUCGAUCGCCACUUUGGUAUUGCUCAGCAAGGAUUCGGCAAAGCUACCAGAGAAGGUAGCGGGGACUAAGACAUCGGGAUUCGUUGUUGGAGGAGCGGUGGCAUUGGGAGUCGCGUUCGCCGCGCAAUUAUCCUUCCAGGUUCUGUGCUUCAUCAGUGUUCGAACGGGCGGCGUGUGUUGCGCAGGAGACGUGGAGAGCUCGCCAAGGCAACAAGUCAAGGCGAUCCCCUACCAGCAGACGAACCCCAACACGGAGAAGGUCCGCUUCGAAGACCCGACAAUGUCGGGGCGGGGAACUCCCCGUCCGGGCUAUGGACACUCGGUGGGUAACUCUCUGAGCUCGUGGCGCUCAUCGCUCUACUCAGCCAUGCGCCCCAUUCCCUCAAGGACCCAUCUCCUAGCGAGCAACAGCCAGUACUCGCUACCUCUCCGCAUGCGCCAAUCCGACUCAAUCGAUUCAAUCGCCAUGCACGAGCGUCAGACCACCUCCGUUGCCAUGACUCUCGAGAACGGCUUCAACUCCGAAGGCAUCAACUCCGUUAACCCUCAAAACCGACAGGCUGUCGCCGAGGCUGCCCCCGCCUGCUCUCCGGCAAUGCCACCUGCACCCUUCCUUGAAACCAUCGCGGCCAGCCCCAUGACCAGCAGACAACCCAGUCCCGCUUUACCUCCUACAGACAGUGAGCUAGACCUUGGCAACAGUCUGUUCGUCCCGCCCAAGUCCAUCCGCCGCCGCAGCCGUUCCUUCAGCCCCGCCUCUAUGCGGUCAAUGGAGUUCGCGCGGGAAGCCUUCACCCAGCACGCCACUAUGUCCGAAACGCACAUCAGCGAGGCGCACAUCCACCCUCUUUUCCGAUCGGAUUCGCCUACGCCGCCGGCUAUCGUGUCUCCCGGGACAGUAGUGGUCGCGGCGCCCAACGGCGGACAGGUCCUCUCGGAUAAGCAUAGCAUCCGAACCCUAACGAGAAGGCGAAGCGGGAGCUUGCCGGCGGUGCCAAGCCCAUUGAGCAGGCAAGGAUCACUAGAAAGCUUUAGGACAAAGGUGACGAAGUAUGAGGGCGGGAGCAGACCGGGGACGAGGGCGGAGGAGCUGAGGGAGGAGGAUGAAGAGGGCAGCCCAUCGCCCUCGCCUAGACCAUCGCUGGCUCACGAUGGGGCAGAUGGAGAAAUGACACCGCCUAUUCCGGACUGGAUCCUCGGUGCUGGAGCGAGGACGAGCUUCUUGGGAUAUAACCAGCGGAAAAGCCAUGCGCCUACGUCUGCGCCGGCUGAUGACGACGAGGAGGAGGAGGAGGGUGUUGGUGGUCCCUCCGUUCGAUGA